Messenger RNA from Prorocentrum cordatum, 3396 nucleotides. Lineage: Eukaryota; Dinophyceae; Prorocentrales; Prorocentraceae. The record is from the annotation of a GenBank genome assembly.
AUGCGGCCGCGCGGGCGGCGCUGGAGCUGGCGGACGCCGCCAAGCAUCGUCACCAGGCCCUUCAUGGAUCUGGUGUGCGUCGUGUUGCGGACCACGCUGGACAUCAUGAGCGUUCUGGUCGGCAGGACCCCGAUGGAGUUCAAGUUCGCUCUGGCCGUAGUGACCAUGCUGCUGCUUCUCGCCCUCGCUGGGCAGAUGUACCUUCUGACGACGACGACGAUGUUGCAGUGCACGACCGACCUCCGCCUCGAGCGGGAGGCCCCUCACGUUUACGAUGAACGAGCUCAUGUGUUUGUGUUGGCUACGACGCUCUUCGCCUACAGCUGGACACCACUCGAUAUGGUUCAGACAUCGGAGCCCAACGUGUACCUGGACAAUGACUACUUCCUGGAUGACCUCGGCUUCGAGACCGAGCUCUGCAUUUUCGAGGAGCGAGCCCGGCCCCCUGCUGUCGGUGAUGCCGGUGGUAAUGCCGUUCCCCAUGCCGCUGGUGAUCGACCUGCCAAGCUUGCUAGUGCCGACGCGGCCGCCGCUGCUCUGCUGCUCACCCUGUUCGUGCUGCUGCCGCUGGUCGCCCACUGCCCGCAGUUCGUGCUGGAGCGGAUGACGAUGCUGGCGCUGGUGCUCUCCCUGCUGCUGCUGCCGCUUGGCUCAGGUACUGGUGUCCCGCCCCCUGCCGAAGCCCAAGCGCAUCCUGGUGGUCCUGUCAAGGCUCGGGAUUUGUUCUGCUUGAAGGUGCUGGACGUUGGCCCUCGUGUGGCCUGGCGCCCCGCGUGCCGCGACGCUCGCUGGCACUCUCACCUCGUGGACGUCUCGCAUUGCAGCAGCUUCAGCAAGAAGCGACGGGUAGCACGGGUCGUCGUCAGCGUCGUCCCAGCUUGCCGUAUCCCAGACGGGAUCAGCACCAUCGGCGGCAGAAUCAUGACCGAUACCGAGCUGCUGUUGGCCACCAUCAGCGGCAGCAACCAGAAGGAAGAAGGUGAUGCGCACCUUCAUGGGCGCGUGACGCCUGGCGCCCCUUUCUUUCGACAUUAUGACCUUCUGCCGCUUCGUGCCUGCAGCAAGGCUCUCUUCGCUCACGUUGACUUCGUCGUCAUGGUCGACAAAUUCAAUCCGUUCGGCUUCAUGGUCGCCGACUCCUUCGCCGCGGUUGACGCAGACUACCAGAAGAGCUACGAUUACCAAUGCAAGUACGAUUUCGAAAAAGGACCACCUUGGCUACCUCGACGCUGGCGACCGCCCGGGCACCUUCAACGUGGACCUGAGAGGCUCGGCGCAGCGGCGGCUCUGACCAAGAGGUGGAGCGGGAGCGGAUUAAAAGCCGCAGCGGCCCCGCGCCGCCUUCUCGGCGACGCCGCCAACGCCGACGACAACAUUGCGACCAACCUCCUAGAGGACGUCGGCCAGACCGUGGAAAUCGUCGAGCACGAGACCGCAACUGGGGCCCGUUGCUCUGCGCCUGGACCUGAUCAGCUCCCGCGCGCGGUUUGGGCCGGGGCCCAGGGCGCCUGCGACCUCUUGGAGGACGUGGCCUUCGACGUGUUUGAGCUCGGCAUAGCCCCGCUAGGUUUCAACUACUCCCUGUUCUCCUCCAUCCCCACGGGCUCCGAGAUGGGGGGCCCAGUCAACGGCGUCCGCGACGCCAGCGCCCUUCGACCAAUCGCCAGAAAGAACGCCGAUACAAAGAUCAUUGCGCCCGCCAUGAACGCCCAUUGGGCGCCGCACGUCGCGUCGCACGCGCGCCUUAUCCAGCUGGGCUUCAUCGGAGGGCGCAAUUUCUGCGGCAACAUAGUCGCCAUCGGCGCCGAGGCGCGCAUGGCCGGCCUGCUACCGGGCAUACGCUACGGCUGUCUAGCUGCGGCGCGCGCCGACGACGCAGGCGCUGUCAAUCGCACUGUGCGCCAGUUGCCCGCGAUUGCCAGCACUGCGGCCGAGUUCGGCGAUCUGCGCCCCCAUUCGAAGAGCGACCUGGUUCCGCUUUGGGAGCCGCUGACCGAGAACGUGAUCCAGCGCGUCAGGCGCGUCGUGGCCCACUUGGCGCCCCACGCACUCCGCAUGGUGCGGCGGCUCCCGCCUUCCUUCCGCCUGACCGACAUACUGUCUGUCGACGCUUGGUUCCCGACAUGUAAGCAAGCUCUGGCGGCUGGGACGUUGUGGCGCAUUGCGGAGUUCACGAUUACGACCUGGACCACGACUCUUUUCUGGCGCAUAGGCACCGCCAUCGUGCAACGGCUUGCGGCCGCGUCCAGGGACCGCCCCAUGGAGGCCCCCGCCCGUGCGCUCCCGCUGCACCAGAAAGCAGCGGAGGGCGCGAAGAGAUCAACCACUACCUGGAAUGCCGCCACGCCUUGCAUUGGCUGCUUCGCCUUCGACAACUCCGUCAUGGCGAUCUCCUGCAUCGGCUCGGACUGGCCAGAGAUGAGGCUCACCGCGACGAUCCGCAGCAUGAGCAUUCCAGCGCCUGAGCUGCGGUCCGACCGCGACGUGGUCGCUGCGGCGGUGCGGCAGAGCCCGGCCGCCCUGGAGCACGCGGCCGAGGCGCUGAGGGGCGACCGCGCGCUCGUGCUCGCCGCCGUGGGCGCCGACGGGCUGGCCCUGCAGCACGCCUCGCCGGAGCUCUGCGGGGACCGGCAGCUGGCGCUCCGCGCGGUGUCGCAGUGCGGGCGCGCCCUGAGGUUCGCGUGUGCCGAGCUCCGCGCGGACGAGGGCGUGGUGCUCGCCGCCGUGGGGCAGAGCGGCUACGCCUUACAGCACGCCGCGCCCCCGCUGCGGGCGGACCGCGGGGUGGUGCUGGCGGCCGUGUCGCAGAACGGCCUGGCGCUGGAGCACGCCGCGCACUGCCUCCGCGGGGACCCUGAGGUGGCCCGCGCCGCGGUCCUGCGCAGCCGCCACGCUCUGAGCUUCGUGCUGGGUCCGCUGGGGCGGGACCCCCAGCUGGUGCUCCUGGCCGACCGCGCGCCGCGCCUCGGGCUGCCCUCGGGGGAGAUCGUGCGGCUGCACGCGCCGCCCGGGGCCACCGUCCGGGACGUCACCCCCGGGGCCGCGCGGCACCUGCGCUUCGGCGGCGACGGCGCGAGGCUGGAGCUGGACGGCCGGCUGCUCGCCGCGGACGACGCCUCCAAGGUGUCGGACCUGGCCGAGGCCUCGUUCGCCUCCGGGGGCCUGGGCAUCUUCCAGGUGGUGCCCGCGGUGCUCGUGGUGGAUGAGCGAUCCCGCGCUCCGGGCCCGGCUGCGGCUUUGGCCGCCAGCAAGCAGGAGGAGGAGGAGGCCGCCCGCUGGCAGAGGCUCGCGGCGCAGGCCGCGGAGGCGGAGCGGGCCGCGGAGGCGGAGCGGGCCUUGCUAGAGCCCUCGUCGCCGCCGUCGGCGGAGAUCGAACCGUCGUCGACGUGGAGGUAG